Molecule: messenger RNA, 1792 nt
Organism: Bombyx mori (domestic silkworm)
Lineage: Eukaryota; Metazoa; Arthropoda; Insecta; Lepidoptera; Bombycidae
Product: mitochondrial-processing peptidase subunit alpha
Exons: 12
Coding region: 94-1707 (537 amino acids)
Cellular component (GO): mitochondrion
Molecular function (GO): metal ion binding
Source: RefSeq, a predicted model, not a curated record
UUUAGAAAAACAUUAAUAUUUAAAAUUAGUAACUUAAAAAAUACUUUAACUGAUUACGUUUUCAUCAGUCCAUUGUUUGUUUUUGGUAGUAAUAUGUCACAUGUAACCGAUGUGAAAUUUCUUGUUACUAGGUUAUUUUCAUUGAAAAAUAGCUUCCAAGCACCAAAGUGGAACAUUAGAAAAUUCAGUCAAGAUGGAGAUAAGUUAUCACAGAUUAAGGGCAGUGUUACACCAUUACCUCCACUCUCAGAAGCUAUGCUUAAUCUACCUCCGGUCAAAUAUUCUCUGGCUAAAUCUGAAGAGACCAUCACUGAAGUCACAACUCUUAGUAAUGGCUUAAGAGUUGCUUCAGAGAAAAAAUUUGGACAGUUCUGUACUGCUGGUGUUGUUAUUGACUCUGGCCCUAGAUAUGAAGUGGCUUAUCCCAAUGGAAUUUGUCAUUUUCUCGAGAAACUAAGCUUUGGGGCAACCCAUAAAUUUGCAACACGCGAUGUAAUGCUUCGUGAAUUGGAGCGUCACGGUGGUAUAUGUGAUUGCCAAGGCUCACGUGACACAACAGUGUAUGCUACUAGUGCAGAUUCAAGAGGAUUGGAAGCUGUUACUCAGGUUUUAGCAGAAGUAACAUUAAGACCAAUAUUAUCAGCUGAUGAGAUUGAAGCAGCUAGGCAGGCAGUGGCGUUUGAGUUGGAGACUCUCUCAAUGAGACCCGAACAAGAAACUAUUCUUAUGGAUAUGAUUCAUUCGGCUGCAUAUAAAGGGAACACUUUAGGUCUACCAAAGAUAUGUCCACAAGAAAACGUGAACAAAAUUGACAAAGGAAUUAUAUUGAACUAUCUAAAGAAUCACUACACUCCAGACAGAAUGGUUGUAGCUGCUGUUGGGGUGGAUCACGAGCCCUUUGUUGAAUUCGUACAGAAAUAUUUUGUUGAUAUCAAACCUACUUGGUAUACAGAUGGAGACGAAUCGUUCGUUCCAAAAGUUGACAAAUCUAUUUCGCAAUACACCGGUGGAAUUGAGCAGGAAGAGUGCGAAAUACCUUUGUACCCAGGAUCGGAUUUACCAGAACUAUCACACAUUGUAAUUGGAUUAGAAAGUUGUUCUCAUGGUGACCCAGAUUUCGUUGCAACAUGCGUUUUGAAUAUGAUGAUGGGUGGUGGUGGAUCGUUCUCGGCUGGUGGACCUGGUAAAGGAAUGUACACACGACUCUACACGAAUGUCUUGAAUAGAUACCACUGGAUGUUCAACGCGACAGCCUACAACCACGCCUACGGCGAUACAGGCUUGUUUUGUGUACAUGCCGCUUCGCCUCCUAAUCGCAUAUAUGACACCACGCUCGUGAUAGCGCGGGAACUAGCAAACAUGGCCGGUAAAGUUGGCGAAAUUGAACUCAGAAGAGCCAAAACACAACUUCAGUCGAUGUUACUCAUGAACUUAGAGGCCCGACCAGUUGUAUUUGAAGAUGUUGGAAGACAGGUUUUGGCUACAGGAAAAAGGAAACCUCCCUCAUUUUUCAUCAAUGAAAUCGAUAAAAUCACAGCUGACGACAUUGUGAGAGUCGCACAACGAAUGCUGAGCGGCAGACCCGCGGUAGCCGGUCGCGGAAAACUUGCACAUCUUCCCACAUUCGAUGAAAUACAAUCAAAUAUGUCUCUGAACAAAAGGGAUGCUCCACCGCAAGGACGAAGGCUCAAUCUUUUCCGCGCCUAAUUCAUCCAAAACUUGUAGAAUCGGUUAUUUUCACUAAAAGUAAUUACCUAGUAUGCUUGUUAAAAAUAAAAACGUGUAUGUCCUA